CUUUCCAGGACACACUGGCUUUUGGCCUUCUGCGCACCAGUAUGAUUUGGGGCAAGGGACUUUGUUUUGUGAGGGGGUUUUUUAGCAUAGGCAACGUGUCCUGCAUUUAACAGCUGUGGAAGGGUUUGUGCGUGGGAGACUUGGCUUAGGCAACCCAAUGGGACUUUGCCUGAAAAGCUGCAGGAGUUUUCAGUUUUGUGAAAACUAUACUGUUGGCAAAGCUUUCAAAUUUAUUCUGCUGUGGGUUGGUUUUUUUGGUCAUCAAUUAAUAUAUUUAUAGAUAAGUGUGAUUUUUAACAAAAGAUAGAGACCUUGGCUUAAAUUGGCAACUGAAACAAUAAAAAUUACACACAGCCAAGGAAUCCCCAUCUGAAACUUUCUUGACUGAUGGGAUAACUUCUUCCACUGAAACAUCACAGUGAAAGAAACAGUGUGUAGUUUCUCGUUGGGUUUUUUUUUCCUCUGGUGGUGUCCCCUGAUGGUUCUCAAAGCUCCACGCUGUGUGUUAUUCUGUGCACGUAGCACUGUAUCGAAAUGGCCGAUGAUAACGAAGACCUGCAGGCAGAUGAAGAGCUCCCGGCUCCAGCUGAGGACAGCUUUGAGCAGCUGGAGAACGAUAGCCCUGCUGAGCGCAGCGGGCACGUGGCAGUCACUGAUGGACGCUGCAUGUAUGUCUGGGGAGGCUAUAAGAAUGCCCAGGUUAGGGGAUUUUAUGACUUCUAUCUGCCUAGAGAUGAAAUAUGGAUCUACAACAUGGAAACUGGAAGAUGGAAGAAGAGUAAAACAGAGGGAGAUGUUCCACCUUCCAUGUCUGGAAGUUGUGCCGUGUGUGUAGACAGAGUGGUGUACCUGUUUGGAGGACAUCAUGCACGCGGCAAUACAAACAAGUUCUACAUGUUAAAUUCCAGAUCCACGGACAAAGUGCUGCAGUGGGUCAGAGUAGAGUGUCAGGGGGUACCCCCUUCAUCAAAGGACAAACUUGGCGUUUGGGUUUACAAAAACAAGCUAAUAUUUUUUGGAGGCUAUGGUUAUUUUCCUGAAGGGAAGCAACGGGGAAGUUUUGAAUUUGAUGAAACCUCUUUUUGGAAUUCAGGUCUUCCUAGAGGGUGGAACGACCACGUGCACGUUCUGGACACUGAAACUUUCACUUGGAGCCAGCCUAUAACUACGGGUAAAACUCCGUCACCGCGAGCAGCUCACGCCUGCGCGACAGUCGGGAACCGAGGCUACGUGUUCGGUGGCAGAUACAGAGAGUCCAGAAUGAACGAUCUUUACUACCUGAAUUUGGAUACGUGGGAGUGGAAUGAAAUAAUCACACAAGGCAUGUGCCCAGUUGGCCGAUCGUGGCACUCUUUAACACCCAUUUCCUCAGACCACCUCUUUCUCUUUGGAGGAUUCACCACUGACAAGCAGCCGUUAAGUGAUGCUUGGAUUUAUUGUAUCAGCAAGAACGAGUGGAUACAGUUUGAGCAUAACUAUUCUGAAAAACCAAGGUUGUGGCAUACCGCUUGUGCAAGUGAAGAGGGAGAGGUGAUCGUCUUCGGGGGCUGUGCCAACAACUUACUCGCCCAUUCUAAAGCUGUAACACGCGCUCACCUCGCAGCCCUUGCUCAGAACCCUGCUAACGGCGGCCGUGCUUCCCUCUCCCCAAGGCUGUGCCUCGAAGCAGUCAUUUGCUUCAAGGAGAUGCUGGCCAGUUCCUGGAAUUGCCUCCCCAAGCACUUGCUGCACAGCGUCAAUCAGCGGUUUGGAAGCAACAACACCUCGGGCUCCUGAGCCCUCUGCGGGCAUCGCUGAACGAGCUGUGCCGUUCUGAGAUGUAAUAAUAAUUUUACCGAGUGUGCAAACAUUAAACUUGUAUAGGUUAAAUAUCCGUAUCGUCGUAGGUAGUUGCUUCUUGCCUUUAAGUUGCAUGUGAAUGGCCUAGAGAGAACCUAUUUUUGUGUAAAGAUGUUUGCAAUAAAUGUAUUUAAUGCAAGUGGAGAUGUAGGCUGUGCUUAAGCUAAAACUAGUCCUGGCUUGGUCCACCUCCAAGUACGUGCGAGGGCCAGCCCCAGGCGAGAGGAUGGGGUGUGCAUGUGUGGGGAUAGAAUUGUUGUGGGGUCCCCGGUCAAGGACCUGAGGACUUGGGGGGUUGUGCGGGAAAACCCGAGGCACGCCCCGGCUGCUGAAGAGCGUUGCUUCGGUCUAGGCUGAAGCCUGCCGCGAGGGGUGAGCGGUCCUGGUUUAGGCUGCAGCGUUAGGAAACUGCUUAACAUUUUGCCACAAAUGCUUAAGGUCAGAGAAACGGGAUUUGGAAAUUGUACGUUGUCAGAUAAACCUGUCGUCGACCUUUGGCUGUUAAAAGCACCGCUACUCUCUGCUUGGCUGUAGUUUGGUUUUUUUGGAACUCUUAUGUCGUGGAACCUCAAUUGUGAACCUUAGGUAGCAGAUAUUCUGCCCUGAGAAGCGUAACUGAAAGUGCUGGAGCCCGUUCCCAGCUGUGUCAGUGACCCGUGGCGCUCACCUCGGGCUGGCACAGCCGCAGGGAGUUCAGCUCCGUGGCGGCACACCGAAACCGGGCUGGGUCAGCGCCUGCCGGGGCUGGGUCAGUGCCUGCCGGGGCUGGCUCGGCUCCCUCAGCAGCCCCAGCGGGGCGACAUCGGGACAAGGAACGGGGCUGUGCUGCUGUGGGGAAGGGGUGAAAUCAUGUCUGAGCUGUCCUCAAAAAAAAA
Molecule: messenger RNA, 2714 nt
Organism: Egretta garzetta (little egret)
Lineage: Eukaryota; Metazoa; Chordata; Aves; Pelecaniformes; Ardeidae
Gene: KLHDC2
Product: kelch domain containing 2
Exons: 12
Coding region: 535-1776 (413 amino acids)
Molecular function (GO): protein binding
Source: RefSeq, a predicted model, not a curated record